Westerdykella ornata is the source of this 2437-nucleotide messenger RNA. RefSeq lists its product as uncharacterized. The record is from RefSeq and is a predicted model, not a curated record. The transcript is spliced from 2 exons. The coding region runs from base 217 to 2163 and encodes 648 amino acids. Lineage: Eukaryota; Fungi; Ascomycota; Dothideomycetes; Pleosporales; Sporormiaceae.
GAGGAAAGGAGGAAACCCGUUUUCCCACGCGCAACACAGACUUCCUUCUAGCCACUCAACUCCAACUCACUGCCAUCAUCUCACAGUACCGAAAGGCGUACCAAUCCGUAGGAAACGUAUCACCACUCGAAAAUCGCUUGGUUUGUUGUCACUACUCUCGUCCUCAGGACUUUCCCCGCAGAUGCUCCCGCGCCGCACGAGGCGUUGCGCCCGGUGAUGUCUCACCUUACUUCUGCAUUUCGCAACUCGAAAAGAGCUUCAUCCUUCUUUAAGCAUACUCAUGAUCAGUCGGAAGAGAAAGAGAUGUUCCCGACAGUGGGCCUGUGCCUCCCCGGUACCGUUCAUGGUAACAUGCCAUCACCAUCUCGCGGUCGUCCUCAAAGCCAGCCUGGGCAGGAAAAACGGAGACUCUCAGCAAGACCGUCGUUUGACCGCGGAUCGCUGACGAGAACGUCAGUGGAAGACCUGAGAGCUGGGUUUUCCUCCAUAUCGACUGCAUUCCGCUUUGCCGACUUUGUCACUCCUCUCAGCGACCCUUCUUCGGAAAUACACCUGCUCGUCAACGUCAUCCAGCGCGUUCGCGAUGAUGUUGCAACGGCAUCGCGAUUGCGCUCCAGUGACCGUUUUCUCGAAUAUUCUAAAUCGCAUCACGAAGAGCGAGCUUGGGUUGACAGCAUUCUGAUGGACGUGCAAUCCGCGCUCAACGAUAUUGGAAUCUAUGUUGAGAAUAUACGUGUGGCGGGAGAUGAAGGAGGGCCAGCCAGGAUGAGGCGCAAAUUUGAAUGGGUACUGAGACACCAGCACAAAGUAAGAGACAGACAAGCUGCUCUGGUCGUUUGCCAUCAGAGUCUUUCAACAGCAAUCAACUUCAUGCAGAUGGUCGAGAUGGGCGAUGAGUCACUAUUGACAUCUGAAGGCGCUAUAUCCAUGAUCUACGAAGCUCCUACUCAGCCGUGGAUGCAAGCAGAGAGGGGAAGCCUGUUGAGAAGUCCAUACAUGAGGCAGAAGAACCGUCUUAGUCAAAGGAACCUAUCCCUCCCUAGCAUACGCGUGUCUGAGGCAGAAAACGACAAGCUAGAAGUGAGCUCGGUGAACUCCGAUCCGGUUGAGCUACCCGGUAGUACACCGGAAGACCUUCCCGAGCCAGACGAUUUGGAUCUAUAUGCUUCCCCAGUAGAGCGGUGCAUAGUUGCAGAGGUUUCACAUACAGCUCCUCUGGGGGUGGAUGCGACUGGAGUCCAAGUGAAAGAGGACGGCAAUGAAUUUACGGAAAGUGAAAACAUAUCGCCAGUCCAGGAGAACGAGGAUGGAUCACCACCAAUAACACCUGUUCAAGAUAACACCGUACCGAUGACGGCGAGACGAUACCGACCGUACAGGGGAAGAGCCAAACCUGUCCAUGUCAGCCCGCGGCUCGCUGGUAGACACAGAUCUCUCCCGAUUCAGCUACCUGAGAUCGCACAAACGUCCUCCCUGGUCGAGGAUCUCGCUCGCUGGGUUAUAGGGUAUGAUGCGCAAGGGACCGAUAUGUCUGUUCCCCUGGAUACACCUUCAACCUCUGCGACCGUAUCGCCGACGGUGCCGACCUCCGCUAUGUCCUGCCCGGUCCGAUUGCAGUCCUGUGGCUCGCAUACAAGUGCUGCCUCCACGUCACAAAGCGAAGAAUCGGAAGUUCGGUUGUCGAAACUCCCUGAGUCAGAUGUGCUUUAUGAAGACUCACCCACGCUCCCCCAGGAGCCAUAUUCUCCAAGGAGUGAGGAUAAAAGCUCCAUCGAGCAGAAUCCGAGCAACAGUAAAGAAAGCGUUGUUCUCAAUGCGCACGAGACAAAGGAGACGGAGACUGGAGGUGGGAAAACACCAAGUCAAGAGCCCUGCGUGGGUCCUGCAACGUCGGUGGAAUCAAACACUCCUGAGCUGGGGUCAGGUACUGGAGAAAAUAGCAUGUCGCUAGAGAGGCCUGUUCCGCAGCGUGAUAUUGCUGAUCAGGAUGCACAAACUCCGCCACCUCUUCCCCCAAGGCCUACGAGGCCUGCUCUGUCGAUUCCACCCACAUUCCCAGCUAGCACAAGUCCUAGCGACGCAAAGCCAAAAACGUCUCAAGCGAAGAGAAGGAUGGCUCACAGAAGGCGCAUGCAGGCUGUGUAUGGGUCGGAGUCUGAGUAGAAUAAUCUCGGUGUUGAAGGCACUGACGAAGUAUUUCGGUAACAGACGAAGCAGUAAUGGGUUUGCAUCAUUGGCGACCUUGCACUCAUGACUGCUGAUGGAUAUGGGAAGUUUGUCUUGCAUGCGUUUGUAUGCUUGACUUCCAUUCACGGCACCCUUGAUAAUCCCUGCUGCUCUACACUAUGCUCACACACAUGGUUUGGGCAGUUAUGUUGAAUUCGAGGACAUCAAUUUUGGAAUGUGGCGUUGAAUACACGUCGUCACAGCGUGACUA